Pisolithus orientalis is the source of this 1372-nucleotide messenger RNA. RefSeq names its product transcription factor IIA alpha beta subunit. Bases 132 to 1103 code for a protein of 323 amino acids. The transcript has 7 exons. Lineage: Eukaryota; Fungi; Basidiomycota; Agaricomycetes; Boletales; Pisolithaceae. The record is from RefSeq and is a predicted model, not a curated record. Gene Ontology annotation, cellular component: transcription factor TFIIA complex. Gene Ontology annotation, biological process: transcription by RNA polymerase II; transcription initiation at RNA polymerase II promoter.
CGGAGUUUGAAUUCCAGGGCCUGUCCUGCAAGUGUCUCAAGUAUAAAAGCUUGCCCUCUUCCCACCACCCAGUACCCCCUCAGGAGAGCCUCGCUGUGUUCGGUGAAUCAGUAUCGACGGCACCGUUCACAAUGUCGAAUAAGAUAGUGCCUGUGGUGUACCGCCAAGUCAUUGACGAGGUUAUUGCGGCCGUUAAGCCCGAGUUCGACGAGUUCGGGGUCAGUGAGGAUGUCCUGGCUGAUUUGCAACACAAGUGGCAAAGUAAAGUAAUCGCCUCGCGGGUUGCGGAUUUCGAACCACCACAACAACCAGCCCAGCAUCCUGUUUAUCCCGCACACUCGAUCCACAUGAUGCAACACCAUCCCCACUACCCACCACCCCAUAACCCCUAUGUCGUUUCCCCACAACAGCAGGCUCAACCAACUCAGGUGAAGACGGAACCCGUCGAUAAUCGAUAUAUUUUGAGUGCACCACCGGGAAUGUCCUACGCAUUACCGCCGCUUCCCGGACCCCAGCUGAACGGCUUAAAAGCACCCACUUAUCCUGGUGGACAACAAGGGGUUCUUUCUUUCCCUCCUCACCCCGCUCAGCUCGCCCGUCCUACUGCAGCUCCUCGAUCCUAUCAACCCCCGGCACCGCCAUCGCAAGCCCCAUCUUCUUCUGUGCAAACCUCAGUUACCCAGGCACAACAAGGAACGCCUCCCCAGCCGACGCCGCCUACGCAAUCGCGGCCACCUUCAAGCCCGCAGAAAAUUCCCCAAGCAGAUGGACCUUCAUCAUCCGAGUCAGAAUCACCAUCACCCCCUCCAAAUCAAUCAUAUGCGCCUCGUCCCUCCCAUCCGUCGCUUCCGCAACCAUCACAGACGUCAGGAUCACAACCCGGGGAUUCUGAAGCAAUCAAUAGCGACCUUGAUGAUUCCGACACAGAAGGGGAAGAAGAUGCAGAAGAAGGUGGCCCGGGAGACACUGACAUUGUCUUCUGCACUUAUGACAAGGUGGGGCGAGUGAAGAAUAAGUGGAAAUGCAUAUUGAAGGAUGGAAUGAUCCAUGUCAACGGGAAGGAUUACUUAUUUACAAAGUGCACAGGGGAAUUUGAGUGGUAGUCACGUCGAAUUGCCUUCUUUGGCUCUUAUCUCCAUUUGUCACUAUCUGCAUUGCACUUGAUACACAGCACUCAACAUUACCAGCGAAGUCGUCGCUCGAUGUAUAAUAUCAAAUACGGCCACGACUUUCAAGUUAAACUCGCGAUUCGAACUGCACCCCAGAAGGAAUUAAAUCUUUCCCCAAAAUUCCCCGUCAUCUAGAUAGACAAAAUCUUGGCUUACACGAUUUGCAUCUUGAACCCGGCUGAGUUGCCAUAUGCCCUACUGAG